UGAGCUCCUGACGAAGCAACGGGGAAACUGCUGAUGGAGGUCCGGCCGGAGGCUUUUUUUAUUUAAUUACCAAGCAGAUAAAUCAUUUUCACCCCGCAGACUCUUUUAAAGGGACCGAGCUCGACUGAAAAGCCCACAAAAGAAAUUAAGAAGUUAUUUACUGGAUUGGCUGUUCAUAACUGCAUUAGAGGUCCAGCAAGUGAAUGAAGGUUUUUUUUUUCCAUUCUACUGAUUUUGGCAUGGAUUGAUGGAACCUCAUUAAUGAAUAAGUUAAUUAAUUAAGCAGAUGGACUGGGAGGGGUUGUUCAUUGUUGAGUUUGACCUGCUGUGAGCAGAGGUCAAAGCCACUACAGGCCACUGGGACCUCAGUAAGUGACUGGCAGUUUAUGUUUGCUGACAUAAACCAAUUAAAAAAUGAGAAAAUCUCUUUUCCAAAAAGCGAAGGUGGUCCCGUGGAUAACCAACGUGACCCUGUAUGGUUGUCUGUUCGCCGGGGGGGACCUGGUGCACCAAUAUCUGGCCCAUCCGGACCACAUCGACUGGAGGCACACCAGGCACGUGGCCAUCGUGGCCCUCAGCUUUCAUGGAAACUUCAACUACUUCUGGCUGAGGGCCCUGGAGCGGCGGUUCCCCGGCAGGUCGCUGGGCAUGGUUCUCCGCAAGCUGGUUCUGGACCAGAGCUUCGCAUCACCACUGGCGACAAGUGUCUUCUACACAGGAGUGAGUUUUCUGGAGGGAAAGGAGGACAUCUUUGAAGACUGGAGGGCGAAGUUCUUUAACACCUAUAAGACCGGCCUUAUGUACUGGCCCUUCAUGCAGUUUCUGAACUUCGUGCUGAUGCCGCUGUACCUGCGCACAGCAUUUAUGGGCUGUUCCGCGUUCCUCUGGGCCACGUUCCUCUGCUUCUCGCGGCAGAACGGCGACGGCACAGCGGCCGUGGCUCUGGCCUGGAUUAUGGCCCCCAAAAAGAGGCUCCUGACCCGCAAGACCAACGAGGAGAAAUAACAGCACACACCACCAGCAGCGCCCGUGCCUUCACUGCAUCAGCUCUCGGGCCAAACCUCAGUGACCGCCACCCCCCCAGCCAGUCCAGUCUAUUAAUCCUCUUCCAGUUCCUCAAACACCUGAGCCAGGUGAGCAGCUCCCUGCAGGCCUCCAUUACCUGGAACUCAUGGAACAUAACACAUGUUCCUCUAAAAAAUCUGCACUAGAGAACCUGAGAGUGACUGACGCUUUAAAGGGCCCAUACAUUCUACACUCUUCUUACAUUUUAUUUAAUUUUUUAACCCUGAUGUCUAUGUUUUUAUGCACAGUCAUAAUUCAUGAUCAUGACCAUUUUCCCGCCUCUCUUUAUACCUUAUGAUUAAACAGAUUGUUUUGGUUACUGUGCCUUUUACAAUAUAUGUAAAUGAGCUCGGUUAUGAUUGGCUGAGGCUCAUUCAAAUAGCAGUUUCCGCUAAAACACUCCUAAUAGCUUCAGUGCAAAAUAAAUAGCAUAUUGUCAAGUGAAACGAUCUUAAAUCUAAUCAAUAUAUUUAAUAUUUUCCAUUAUGUGAUGGUUGUUUACUGAUUAUAAGAUUAUCCAGCUUAUUUCUAGACAUUGUUUACUUGUUUUAGGUUAAGAAAAUAAAAAGUAAAUGUGGUAAAAUUAUCUC
Pygocentrus nattereri (red-bellied piranha) is the source of this 1655-nucleotide messenger RNA. It is a transcript of the gene mpv17l, whose product is annotated as MPV17 mitochondrial membrane protein like. The record is from RefSeq and is a predicted model, not a curated record. The transcript is spliced from 4 exons. The coding region runs from base 415 to 1005 and encodes 196 amino acids. Gene Ontology annotation, cellular component: cytoplasm; membrane. NCBI's taxonomy places the organism in Eukaryota, Metazoa, Chordata, Actinopteri, Characiformes, Serrasalmidae.